This is a messenger RNA of Cynocephalus volans (Philippine flying lemur), 627 nucleotides long. RefSeq names its product calcyphosine like (gene CAPSL). Gene Ontology annotation, molecular function: calcium ion binding. The coding region runs from base 1 to 627 and encodes 208 amino acids. NCBI's taxonomy places the organism in Eukaryota, Metazoa, Chordata, Mammalia, Dermoptera, Cynocephalidae. The transcript has 4 exons. The record is from RefSeq and is a predicted model, not a curated record.
AUGGCAGGGACUGCGCGCCAUGACCGAGAGAUGGCGAUCCAGGCCAAGAAAAAGCUCACCACGGCCACCGACCCCAUUGAAAGACUCCGGCUGCAGUGCCUGGCCAGGGGCUCUGCUGGCAUUAAAGGACUUGGCAGAGUAUUUCGAAUAAUGGAUGACAAUAACAACCGAACCCUUGAUUUCAAAGAAUUUGUGAAAGGGUUAAAUGAUUAUGCUGUGGUCAUGGAAAAGGAAGAGGCAGAAGAGCUUUUCCGGAGAUUUGAUAAGGAUGGAAAUGGAACAAUAGACUUCAAUGAAUUUCUUCUCACAUUGAGACCUCCAAUGUCCAGAGCAAGAAAAGAGGUAAUUAUGCAAGCUUUUAGAAAGUUAGACAAGACUGGAGAUGGUGUUAUAACAAUUGAAGACCUUCGCGAGGUGUAUAAUGCAAAACACCAUCCAAAGUACCAAAAUGGGGAAUGGACCGAGGAACAAGUAUUCAGGAAAUUUCUGGAUAACUUUGAUUCACCCUAUGACAAAGAUGGAUUGGUGACCCCCGAGGAGUUUAUGAACUACUAUGCAGGUGUGAGCGCAUCCAUCGACACCGACGUGUACUUCAUUGUCAUGAUGACAACUGCCUGGAAACUUUAA